Guillardia theta CCMP2712 is the source of this 20208-nucleotide messenger RNA. RefSeq lists its product as hypothetical. The record is from RefSeq and is a predicted model, not a curated record. Gene Ontology annotation, molecular function: protein binding. The transcript has 31 exons. Lineage: Eukaryota; Cryptophyceae; Pyrenomonadales; Geminigeraceae. Bases 1 to 20208 code for a protein of 6735 amino acids.
AUGAAGUUGCCAUUCCUCUUCCUGAUUAUCAUGAUCGAUCGCAUCCAUUGUAAUUAUCCAGUUUGGGAAACGAUCAACCCUUCUUCAGUGCCGGCUAAGGGGGGAUUUACAAUCACUGUGAACGGCCAGGAUUUUCGCAGUGAGAGCAAGCAAUACAACUGUACAUUUAAGUUGGAUCAAUUUAGGUUAAGCGUCGUUGCAGAUAUCGAAGAGAACAAUAUUCUCACCUGUCUCGUCGACACUUGGGGUCACCAUGCGGGGUUGGCAGAACUCAUCAUCACCGAGGAGAGCAAACGGCCUGUGUUGUUCGUUGGAAACGAGAGUGGCAUGAAUGUCGACGUGUUUCAAGGAUGGGAACAAUCGAGCUUGGAUGGAAUACCAAUCUCAAGUACGGGGGGUGGGCAAAUAUUGUUUACAGGUUAUGGGUUCAUAGGCUCCUCACAAUAUUCACAAAUGUAUCAAUGUAUUUUCAGACGAAAUGGCAACGAAGUUUUGUCGACCUUUGGCAUGGCGGAUUCUUCGCAUGUCGCAUGUAACAUACCAGCUUGGGGUACAAUCUUCUCAGCAUCAAUCCAGUCACGUGAGAUUGGGCUUAGCCCAGCAAGCAAUCCACCUAUUUCUGUCACAUUGCAGUUCGAAGGAACCGAGGUUGCAUUCACAGAGGGCGAUGCAAGGACGUUGGAAAAGAUCCCGACCUUUCCCUGCCACGUUCACACAUGCUAUUUGUACUUCUUUGCCACGUGGAGCCGAGCAGCCUUGAGCAGUGACCUCGAAACUUUUAGUGACCGAAGCUCUUGGUUUAUCCGCCCGAUAUCUGCCAAUGGGAAUCAAAGCAUAGUCGUGGCUGGUUCUGGUUUUGGUGGAAGUUAUGAUUAUUUGUGUGUUAUUCGCAACAGCCAGGGUCUGAAUGUUUCUGAGACUGCGCUUUUUGUCAAUGCAAACACUUUACAGUGCCAAAUUCCGACGUGGCCCUUCAAAUCAGGAAUUGUCAACCUUAGCCUUCUCGUCUCCUAUGAUGGCUAUGAGAAUUCUGCUGUUUUUGGAACUGAGGAUGUGUCGUUUAGCUUUUAUGCCGAAUGGAAUUCGGUUUGGCCGAGACAAGCAUUUGCCUCGGGUGGAAUCUCCCUAACAAUCUCUGGUGCAGGUUUUGAUGUCUCUGCCGUGUACUCGCUACGGUUCAACAGUACUCUCAACACCAAAUGUGACGUAGUCAAUACGUUUGAAUUGGUUUGUCCUAUGGAACAAUGGCAGGGAUCGCAUGGAUCCGUUUGCGUCAGCCUGACAGAAAACGGGAACAUCGUUCAUGUAAAUAGUGAAUGUGUACAAUUUCAAAUUUUUCCAUUCUGGUUUUCAAUCAACAAGUGCAAUACAACCUUUCCUGUCAGCGAAUUGAUCGAAUUCAACAUCUCCGGAUUUGGAUUUGCCGUCGAUAAGACCUACACGUGCAACACCAACCGGGUAAGUUUCUAUUCAAGUUGGUCACACAUUUCACCAAAUUCGGCCCCGUUCAAAGGAGGGUCAGUAAUCACCGUGCACGGGUACGGGUUCUCAGAUCGCUCUUCCUACAUGUGUGACUUCCAGUUCUCUAGUGGAGGUGCACAGUUCGUUUCCAGUCAAGUGCUUACAUGUAUCAGUCCAGCGUCAAACGUCUCUACCACCGAGGUGUCAGUCAUCGAAGACGGCAACGUGGUAUCUUACAUGGGAGGUGGAAACGUUCUCGUCUUCGAGAGUCAGUGGAAUUCCAUCGGCACCCCUGUCGUCCUGGGGAAGGAGGGUGCAAACGUCACUGUAAAGGGUCAGGGUUUCGCCGAGCCCCUCUACGACUGCCUCUUCAUACCUCUGAAUGGUGGGCCAAGCAAACUUGGCGUGGGACAGUCCUUGGGGGAGAAUGAUAUUCUUUGCAGUCUGCCCAAGUGGUAUCUGCCGGCCGGCAAAGUAAGGCUGGUCGUGCAGUACAGGGAUUCUCACCUCAACAUGACUUUCAUUGGAAGUGAAGAAAAAAGCAUCUUUGAGGUCAGCGAGGGCUGGGAUGAAUUCUCAGAGACAAGUCUGCAGUUUUCUGCAAAGUCCAGCGAGCCGCUGGGCAUCAAAGGGUAUGGCUUCGACGCUAUGAAAGUUUACACAUGUCAAUUCACUAGGAGUGAGAAGGAAGUGGUCAGGACCAACGCAUCUGUCUUUAACUCCUCCACAUUGAGCUGCCCUCUUCCUGUUUGGGGCUCCAUGUUUGCAGCUGGCAAACGGUCAGGAUAUGUUGCACUGCUGAUUCUUUAUGAAGAGAUGUUAAUACCUUUCACGAACAAUACCUUUCAUGUACAAGACACGCUCCAAUGCAGCGGAAAUCUUCAUAUCAAUGGAUGCUCAAUUCUUUUUGAUACCGUCUGGGAUUAUGCUAUUUCCUCAACAACUACAAGCCAGGUUCUGCAAACUAGUCUCGUCACCGUUUUUGGUUUUGGUUUUGACGAGCUUUCAAGCUACAUCUGCGACUUUUUCUGCUUUGAAGACGCUUCUCAGAGUAAGCAAGCCUACGGCACAACAUCGAAUGCACGGGUCGAGAACCAGUCUGCAAUUGUCUGCAAUUUUUCGGAGUGGAGCUUUGAGACGCGACAGAACAUCAGCCUGUCUAUUCUCUUGUCAGAGGGUCAGGCCUCGCAGCUAGCUUUUGAAGGCCCUCGUCCUCCCUCCUUCUGGAUUCGUCGUGAGCUGCAUGGGAUUCAGAACACCGUAGGUUCAGCAGCAGGAGGUACAGAGGUGCACAUCCUAGGUGCGUUCAUGCCGAACCUUACAGCGUUCUGCAACUUCGACGGUCUUCUGAGCAGAGCAAGCUUUGUUUCAUACAGCCUUUACAAAUGCACCACUCCGACGUGGCUCAGUGCCUCUGGAGUUGUUCCGAUAGACUUCAUCGAGGUUUAUCCUCGUCCUAUCAGAAGCUCUCCAGACUUCAACAGAUAUGCUCUGCCAGAUCUUUCGUUCCUUCUUACGAACACGACGGACUCUGAAUUGAAUCGGACCUGCUCUGAAGGGGAUACAACUUGUUUCAAGAUUCAAGUCGGGUCGUUCUACUUCUUCCCCCACUUUGCAGAGCUCACUCCAAACUUCGGAGACAGGAGAGGUCUCAGUGACUUCAUCUCCGCGAAUGCCUCGGUCACUGCCCAUGCCUUCGGCCUCAUCGCCACCAGGAACUACACGUGUCAACUCACCCUUCAGGUUGACAUCGCUCCCUACGAAGCAACUAUCCCUCGCAACUCCAUCACUCAGAGCCAAGACCUGGCACAGGUCUGCACGUACCUGCAGUGGGGAGGCUUCACCGACGGGUCUCCUCCGGAUCAAGAUUACCCCAUCAACACCUUCAAGUGCUGGAUCCUAGCUCCCCAAGGUGCCCAGAGCCUCUUCCUCCAGUUUCCUCGCUUCGAGACUGAGCUUGACUGGGACUUCGUGGAGAUCUGGGAUUGCUUCGAUAUCGCGUGUAGCGACAAGACGUUGAUCAGGAGCUUGACCGGAUCCCCAGGCCCGGCCGAGGCAGCAACGGCCUCCAGCAGCGGUGUGGUGUUGGUCACUUUUCAUUCAGACGAGCUCAUAAACAAACAAGGGUUCGAGAGCCGGUUUGAGAUCUUUUCAGUCCUCUCCUCCCCUUCGAGCCCGGUGGACUCCUUCCGAGUUGUCUGUCCACUGCCCGUGUGGGACAUCGACACUCCCUGGAAGCAGUUUUUUGACAAGCAAGUCGACGUGCUCCUCCUCGAGUCUGCUGACCCAGCCGCUGCCGCGAGUUCCUCGCGCGCUGUCGCGAUCUCUGGGACCUCGUCGUUUGUCUGGACUCAGGUCAACCGCCCGCCAUCCUACAUAGGUCAUGACGUGCACGUCCUGGCGUCCCCCAGCGCACAGGGAUACUCCUUCCAGUGGGCUACGGACAUCUUGACAGGGAGGAACGCUAUGCACACACAGACGCAGAUCGAGGCAGAUCAACUCUUGACGUUCCAGGUUCAGAUAGUUUCAGCCUCCAUGGAGGACAUGUUCCUGGAGUCGCCAGCCAUCAAUCCGGAGGGUCAGCUGAGCUUCGUGGUCAGGGCAAACAAGUUUGGUACUGUUGUCUUCCAUGUGACCUUGCAAGAUGAUGGAGGUAGGGCGUUUGGAGGAGAAGAUUCCUAUACUCUCCCCUUUCGACUGGACGUUAUCCUUCCCUCUUCCCUCUCCUCCUUCUGGGAUGUGGACUUCUUGUCGAACUUGAGAAUUUUUGAGAAUUCAGGCCGACAUCACAUCAUGUUUUAUCGUCAGGUCACAACGACGUCGGACAUCCCUCCACGCAUUCCGAUCUUCAAGAACUUUUCCUACGAAAGCUCCUACUUCGAGGACAUUCCAACGAUCGAGCGGAACAUCAUUCAUUUCAAACCGAGGGCAAACGUGUUUGGCAACACCUCCAUCGUCUUCACCAUCGAAGAGGCGGCAGAGUUCGAUGCCGUCAACAACUACACCUUCUCCGGGAUGAAGCAGUUCGUAUUGCACAUCGAGAUCGUCCACGUCAAUGUUGCCCCCUCGUUCCGUUUCGAAGACGCGCUGGUCAGCAUCAACGAGACCGUCUACUUCGAUGGCGCCUUGCAGUCCCUCUCCUCCUUUGCUGUGGACAUCCUACCAGGGCCCAACAUUUCCUUCGGUCCAAAGGGUGAAAACUGGCCAGAGGAAGGGCAGCUCUUGACCUUUCAGGUCUUUCCAGAGUCGUUGGUGUUCCUAACACAGCCGCAUCUGUCUAGCAACGGGACGUUGUCGUUCUCGUUGAAGAGGAACCUCAACGGCAUUGUAAGGCUAAAUGUGCUGCUGCAGGAUGACGGUGGCACUUUGCUGGAGGGCCAGGACGUCUCCGUCAUUCACAACCUGACGAUCGACGUGCUUCCUGUCAACGACCCUCCUGACUUCACCAUCCUGUGCGAUCUUUCGUCUUACAUCGACGUCUCUUGCUCAGCAUCAUGUCCGCACGGGCGUUACCUGAAGGACCCUCAGGAAACUCUUUCGCUCGUGACGGAGCAGGGAGCUCUGAACACCUCGAUAGCCGAGGUCACGAAGCUGAUAGAUCAGCUCGAUCACGACAUGGCGGUCGGGCUUGUCUCUAGGAAUUACUUCCUGGCACAGUACAAGCAACUCAAGGGUGACUUGGACCGAUCAAACGUCCGGCUCGCCUAUGUGAAUCUGCUGCUGUCAAACGACCCGUGCAAGGUUGACAUAGUGGUGGAGGAGAGUUGCUUUCAUUGCUCACAACUUCCGAUGGGCUGCGGGCAUGGCGUCUCCUUCAGUCACCUUGCGGGCUCUAUAAAGCCAUCGAUCUUCAACUCGGCAGACGAGCUCCGUCAGACCUUGUCCUUCACCUUCACGCAAGUCGGAGCUCCCCUAGGACACUCAGUGAUGUUCUCCUUCGGGCCCUCAAUCAGUGUGGCUACGGGCGACCUCACCGCUUGCCUGCUGGAAUAUGCCAACGGCGAGAAGACUUUCUCUGUGUACCUGGAAGACGAUGGGGGUGUAGAACGUGGAGGGAUCAACGCCCAGGGGCCUGUAUUCAUUACAUUUCAUGUGCUUCCCAUCAACCAGCCCCCUUCCUUUCAAGUCUGUGACACCUGCCUGCCAUCGCAACGUCAAGCAGUCGGAAUGUGCUGUCAGGAACAAUACUCCGAGGUUGUCUUUCAAGAUUUGGCUUGUGACUCCACGUCCUACGAAUCCCCUUCUUGCUCUCUCUCUCUGCAAGUUCCAACCUUUGAGCGAUCGAGAUCUCACCUGAUCAUACGUGUUAUGAUUGAGAACAUCAACUUUGACGGUGCAGAUGAGUUUGUCCCAAGAAUCGCGUUGAACGACGAGGCUCUUAUCACCUCUUACGAUCCUGCCCGUCACCAAUGCGGCUCUUUCUCCCAGUUGGAAUUUCCUCUUGAGAAGUUUGGCACUGUCGAAUUCUCACUAAUCACCAAUCUCAAGUUUUACAGGUUCGAUCAAACUUGCAGCGGAAAGACCUUGAACGUGCGGGUUCAAGUUGUAUCGAAGCCGUUCGGACAUCAGUUUGUUGUAUGGAAAAGCACAAUCAACAAGUCUGCACUGAGAUGGUAUGACAAUUUCAACGUGAACAUUCUCAAAGGCGGCACAUUCCUGGAUGGUUCAGACUCUGAGUCGGAUCAGAACAUCACCUUCUCUACCUCCCUCGCCUCUACCCCUUCCUCCUUGUUCGCCCAGCCCCCCUUCUUCCACAGCAACGGCACCCUGGAGUUCACCGUGACGCCAGGGGUGUCGGGCGAGGCUCUGGUAGGGGUGAGGCUAGCGGACGACGGCUUCGAGGAGGACCUGCGGGCAGGCACUCAAGCCUUCGACGCGCAGCGGGGAUACGCGUACGCGGGGAGGAACACGUCAGAGGAGCACAACUUCUCGCUGGUGGUCGCGUGCACGUACACGGUGCUUGAGCUCGGGGCGAGUGUGCCGCUAGCAGAGGCGAGGCGAGUGCUGGCGACGGGUCUGGGGAUGGAGCUUGGGAGGGUGGUGGCACUGCCGCCAGAGAGUGUGUACGGGAUAGGGCUGGUGGGGCUGAGCGAGGAGGAGGCGGUGGUGUUUGUAGAGAACGCGAGCACGUACAGCGGGUGGCUGGAGGGAGCGUUUCCGUUGGCGGGGGAGUGGGUGCGGAGGGCGGAGGCAUAUGUGAAGAACUUUGACGCAGAGGCGACGUUCAGGAUCUCGAACAGCACGGUGACGAUCUACGGGGCAGAGUACCCGCGGGAGAGUCCUUUCAUGCUGGAUGAUUUCAUAAUGAAUGUUACGGCUCCGAGUGAUACGGCUCUGGAUGUGUAUGGGUUUCCUCAGGUUUAUUUCCAUGUCGUUCCUUUGAGGUAUCGGAUGCAAGGAGGGAACUGGACGAGUUUCAGUGAAGACGAUCCGAACCUGCGAGUGUCGGACAUCAAGAUAGAAAACAACUGUACGCUUUCUGCCUACGAUAAUGGAACUCUUGUCCACAAGACCUCGGCGCCCUACUCCUGUCUCAACACGACUCUGGUAGUUGGGACCUUCAAGUAUGUGGAGGCAGAGUUCAUGGUGACGAUGAAUGGAACGAAUGGAACUGUGACCAACUUCUUCAACGUGUCAGUCCUGAAAUUUGUAGAGGUUCCAGAAACCUUGACCUACUCCACCGACGAGGUCAUCUUGGACGUAGAUGUCUCUGCUACCAACUUCUCAACUUUCUACGAGCUGCCGUACCUGGAGCAGCAGCAAAUUGUCACGUUCAGUCUGUUCGAUGCUCUGCCCUCCGCGUACUCUGGCCUGAUGCAGCCGUCAAUUGACCUGCAGGGAAACCUCUUCUUCCACCUGACGGCUGGGCAGAACGGGGUGGAGAAGUUUAUCUUUGCUGCGUCCGUCGACGAUCCUGACAUCUGGGGCAUCUGCAUCUUGCGGGCGGAUGGCGGCAGAGAUUGUGUCGCCCGGAAGACCGCUAGCGUUGUCAACAUCUCCCUUGUCAUCGAUGUGAAGAGCUUCAACAACCCUCCUUACUUCCAGUGGAACACAAGCAACCCCAACAUCUGCUGCACUGACCUGAUAUCGCAGUUCGAGUCCUACGUGUGCAAGCUGCUGCAGCCUGACGGAUACCAAGAGAUUGUUUCGAUCUUCGUUCACGAGAACUGUGUCGAUUGCCCGUCUUCGUCAAGCUGCCAGUAUGGAGGCAAUCUGACAAGCAUCUUGUCCCCACACACCAUAUUAGCAUCUCAACAAGACUUUCCAAAUGAGCGAUCCCAGCAGCUUUCCUUCCAAAUCAGCUCGCAAGGUAUCUGCGGCAUUGGCAGCUUGUUUGUGGCAGAUUCUGUUCAGAUUAAUUCUCAUACUGGUGACUUGACCUUCUGUAUGGGCGAGUUCAACUAUGGCAUCGAGCAGUUUGAGGUCAAGUUGUUGGACGAUGCUGGUGGUCAAAGUCAGAACAGGAGCCUUCUCAAGCUCUACGUCCUGCCUGUCAAUCAAGCACCAAACUUCAGACUACAAAGCCUCUGUUUCCAAGAGCAAUGUGUGUCUGAAUUCAUCGCCAAUCAGCAAGCUUACGUCCAUGGCAUCAUCGUUUGGAAAAAUUAUCUGAACCAGAACUCGCACAAGCUUUACGAAGCCUUCGCAUCAAACCUAACCAAAGGAGGAGUCAGGGCUGACGGUUCAGACUCUGAGUCGGAUCAGAACAUCACCUUCUCUACCUCCCUCGCCUCUACCCCUUCCUCCUUGUUCGCCCAGCCCCCCUUCUUCCACAGCAACGGCACCCUGGAGUUCACCGUGACGCCAGGGGUGUCGGGCGAGGCUCUGGUAGGGGUGCGGCUAGCGGACGACGGCUUCGAGGAGGACCUGCGGGCAGGCACUCAAGCCUUCGACGCGCAGCGGGGAUACGCGUACGCGGGGAGGAACACGUCAGAGGAGCACAACUUCUCGCUGGUGGUCGCGUGCACGUACACGGUGCUUGAGCUCGGGGCGAGUGUGCCGCUAGCAGAGGCGAGGCGAGUGCUGGCGACGGGUCUGGGGAUGGAGCUUGGGAGGGUGGUGGCACUGCCGCCAGAGAGUGUGUACGGGAUAGGGCUGGUGGGGCUGAGCGAGGAGGAGGCGGUGGUGUUUGUAGAGAACGCGAGCACGUACAGCGGGUGGCUGGAGGGAGCGUUUCCGUCGGCGGGGGAGUGGGUGCGGAGGGCGGAGGCAUAUGUGAAGAACUUUGACGCAGAGGCGACGUUCAGGAUCUCGAACAGCACGGUGACGAUCUACGGGGCAGAGUACCCGCGGGAGAGUCCUUUCAUGCUGGAGAAUCUGAUGCAGGACAUCCUUCCUCGUAGAGACUCUCCCCUGAACACCAACGGCGAGAUCCACAUCUCGUUCCUGCUGAGCCCCAAGAGGUUUCGAAGGAGGAUGGAUGAUGAAUGGGCGAAUGUGACUGCAGAUCCGGUCUUCUCCUCAGUUCGACUGGAGGCAAACUGCUCUCAUUCGUGCGACCAGCUCAUGCCCGACUGCUCGUCUCGUCUGACCCUUGCCAAGGGCCCCACGGACUUCGGGCAGGUAGAGUAUGAGGUGAGGAUGAAUGGCAGCACUGUCGUACGAACGCUCUUGCUGGAGGCAAUGAUCGGGGUGGGAUACACGACAAUUGUUCAGCGGGAGGUCGUCGACCAGAGAGAAAUCUACUCGCAAGACUUCAUUCAGACGGCCUUCACCGCUCUCUCAGUCUAUGGCCCAGUGAGUCAGAUCUUGCUGAGCUCGGCUGAGUAUGACCUCAUCGACCGAGUAACGAGGGAGGUUGUCGUCGACAGGAGGCUGAAGUUCUACGGUCAAUUCUCCUUCAAGCUGCUCUCCAAUCACUCCUACAUGUUCCUCAAGUUCCCGCGAGUCGAGAUGCUCGACAACCUCCGCGGCAGUCUCGUCUUCGAGCUUGUCCCCUACCAGAACGGCAACGCCACCUUUGAGUUCUCGAUGAUCCUGCCCAACGGCAACUUCUCGGGGACUGUCUUCAACAUUAACGUCCUGCCGGUGAAUCAGCCUCCCAGGUUUCGCAUCGAGAGUUUGCUGCUGCUGGACGAAGCGGCCAAGAUCGCUCCUGUCUCCAUCCCUGGCUUUGCCACGGACAUUGCUCCGGGUCCAGCUGCAGCAGAGGACGAGAGGAGCCAGGAGUUGACCUUUAACCUCACUGCAGCUUCUCCUGCAGACUUCCUGACCCUUCCUCAGAUUGACGUUAUGGGGAACUUGACCUUCCAGCUCGUGCCCUCCCUCUGCGGGGAGACGUGCGUCGACGUCGUUCUGAGAGACAACGGAGGGACAGCGAAUGCCGGACAGGACCAGAGUAAUUCGAGGUUCUGCGUCAAAGUCUCAUUUAACAACACGGCACCCGAGUUCACGCUGCAACCUUCAGUCCAGAUCAAUGAAGGCGAGUACUUGGCUGCCAGGCUGAUCACUAACAUCUCGAGUGGCUCCUCCCCUUGUGGGGAUGUGAACCAGGAGGUCACCUUCAAGGUCUCCUACCUCCAAGGAACUUCCGCUUCCGAGAGUCCGCUUCCUGACAUUUUCGUCAACGGUACCGUCCUCUUCCAGUCUAUGCUCAACAAGUUCGGCACGUUCAAAUUCGGGGUUGAGCUGCAGGACGACGGGGGCAGCACGAACUAUCCCAUGACCUCUGCCUUGCAGGAGCUGGACAUCAACGUCUUGCCCUGCAACAACCCUCCAUCAUUUGACGUCGCUGUCACCUCCAACGAGACGGUCGGGAUGAGCGAAGGCAACCAUCGUAUCUUCCUUACGGUCCUCGAGCAGCAGAGGGAGGAGGCGCUGGUCUUGCGGGACCUCGUCUACCACGUUCUUGCAGGCCCAGCCAACGAGGCUUGUCAGGAGAUGCAGAUGAAGGUGGAGGGAGACACGGCGUCUGCCUUCCUGUACGCCAACGUCACGCUGAGUGUCAACACGAGCUACUUUGAUCAGUGCUCCAUGGCGAGUGACUGGCUGACUCGAGGCUUCAACGGCAGCCUCUCGUUUGCUCUGGUGCCUCACUGGAAUGGUUUCCUCAACUUCUCCCUCCUCUUGACUGACAGCGGUCCCGACGGCGGUUGCAGCAGCAACAGCUUCGAGCGGAAGGUCUCCUUGUACGUCGUUCCGGUCAACAGCGCACCCGUUAUCACCGCAACGCCCAUCAUCACCCUGCAAGAGGGGGAAAACCUGACGGUCUUGGAUCACUUUGCCAACAUCUCGAGCGGGGCCUACAACGAGGUCCAGCAGGUGCUGUCAGUAGCUCUAGUGCAGUCGUCGGGGCCCGUCGGAGUGAUCGCGCAGCUAAGAGCCUUCUGUGUGUUCGAGGGCGAGGACCUCGAGUUUCCCACGGCAUGCGCAAGCGGCGUCGUGAAGCUCAUCGUGAGGCCGGAGAGAAAUCGGUUCGGGCUGGUGAACUUCACCAUGAGGGUGAGCGACAACGGAGGGACUGAGCUGGGAGGCAUCAACGAGUCCACCACGUCCUUCCUCAUCUCGGUAGCCGCAAGGAAUGACCCGCCUGCCUUCCGACCGACCCAGGACGCGCACAUCUCCAUGGGCCCUUGGGAGAGUCUGCUAGGAUCAGACUGCCCGUCGGCCCUCGACUGUGGUACCAUCAAGCGAUGCGGGGAGCCUAUCUACUACUGCGAGAAUCAGCUGGGCGUGUUUGACGUUCAGGUCAACAUGGUGACAGCUGAACAAGUCUUCAAGGCUGCCAGCAGGGACUUGGACCUGAUUGUCUACUCGCUCCCGAGGUUUCACUUCAGCCAAGGGAGCAGGGUGUGCAUCCUAGAGGACUCAGCACCAGAGCAGAUCAAGGUUGAAACUUCAUGGACAAGCUUGUUCACCCCCACGGGCCAGCCGUACGUGAAUGGCUCCGGCUACUUGUUUGUGGAGCCGGCAGACAACCAAUUCGGUCUGCUGAACAUGCAGGUUGUCCUCCAAGUCCAGGAUGAGUUCUCCUCCGUCAAGAGGAGGAGCGAUCCCCAAUCGUUCUCUGUUCAUGUCCUUCCCAUCAACGAUCCCCCGUCCUUUCAGCUCGUCGGGGAGAUAUCUGUGUCCCCAUUCCAGUACCUUUCCACACAAUUCGUCCGGGUGGCAGACUCGUUGGUCGCGGGCCCAUGGAACGAGGUCACUGAAGCUUUGAUGUUCCAAACUUUCCCAAGGAUUGACAGCAACGGAGACCUGAUCUUGAACUUUUCAUCCACUUUCUUCGGCUCGUGUCAAGUGUUCGUUCAGUUGUUUGACGACGGGAAUUCAGAUGUAGCAAGCCCUCAACUUCUGUUCCCUGCUGACGUGCGGCAGGACAUCGCGCAAGCUACCAACGUGUGCGACGUGAAUGCCCCGACUGUCAGGACUCUAGAGAGCAAGGAAGCAAACUCUUCUUCCAUCUACUCCUUCACUAUCAAUCUCCUGCACGAGAACAUCAAACCUGCUUUCGCGAUCAACCAAAGCUCCACAUGUCCGACGUUGUUGGACCCAAGCUUGCUCAACUGCACCUGCGACUCCUUCAACUCGGAUGAAACUGGCGUGUGUGCAAUCUGGCAACAGGCGAUCCAGGACAGCCAGGGCCCCGGCGUUAUCACAGUCUUAGAGGGUUCCGGUGACAUCCGCCUUGACCGCUUCAUCCAGGACCAGACGCCUGUGGAGCACGUCAUUCCUGCCGAGGUUGUUCGGCUCGACUGGAACAGCAGCAGCCGAUCGCUGAAGGUGCUCGGAGGAGCCCCAGACAACGUGCUGAGCAUCCCUGGAUUCGAGUAUGCCGUUGACUUCGCCCGAGAUGUGGAGAACGGCUUCUUGUAUACCAUCGAGUACGAGACAGACACGCUCUCGCUCUACUCGUGGCUCAACGGCAAUGCCAGUCCCGUGCUGAUGGAGAGGAGGGCGAACAAUGAGCACAGGUUCCGCUUCUUGCAUGCCUUCGAGAACGAGGAGAAUCGAUCGGUCCAGCUCAGUCACAUCUGCGGGCUGAGCGUGCUGGAGGACAAGAAUGCCACUGCUGUACUGCCUGCCGUUGGCUGUCUGCAGGAGGAUGGUGUUGUUGAUAAUGCCGCUAUGGACUAUUCGGCAUCCAAUGAUUCUGCUCUCCUCAACAUCACGGUGGGCUGGUGGGACAUGCGAUCGAGUGCGUUCAGCUCGCCCAUGAUGGUAUGGAACAACUUCUCGAGCGGACAGGUCAGUUGCAACCUGACUUGCACCUAUUCCCGGCUGCAAAACGUCGUCGAGUGCCCGGAAAACAGCUUCUUGACGGAGAUCGAGCAAGCAGCGAUCAGCGACCAGACCAACAUGCUGGGAGCUGCGUUCCUGACCAUCCCUUACUGCGUUCGAGACACGAUCUGGGAAACGGACACCACAAGAACUUCUCGCUUCACCCUGAGAGCUGCGAUGAUACGAUACAACCUGGAGGUCGAGGCUCUCCAGUUCGACGACUGCCUCAACAGCGGUCUGUUCCUCACCGACCAACUCUCACAAAUCAGGAACCAGGACGCUCUCCCUUCCCAGCAAGUCUCUAUCGAGCUUUGGUUCUCAAUCGAGGCGACCAACAUCCGCAAGUUUGCGGGCCUUGUCUCGACGAGAGACGGCUACUUCGACCGGUCAGGGUGGAGCAUCGUCUACAGCGUCAACCACGUUAACAGCCAGAAGCUGUCGGUCACAUUCGUCUGGACGCUGAACACCAACAGGUCGAGCAGCUCGAUGGGCACGUCUGAGGUAAACUUCACUCAGACGAUCAACCGCGGGGAGUGGAAGCAUCUGGUCUGCAGCUAUGACUCCAAGUUCCUGCAGAUCUUCCUUGACGGGGAAAACGUGAUGAACGAGUCUGCCUGCAUCCUGCCCCAGUGCGGGAACAUUUUCUACUCUGACGGGCCCUUCAGCAUCGGGACCUUCGUGGACCGCAGAUAUUCAAGCAACUUCCCACAUGUAGGAGCGAUCAAGAGUCUCCGGGUCUUCAGCAGGUCGUUGAGCGCGGAACAGGUCCGGUACCUCUACCUCCGCUAUGCUGAGGUCUUGUCGGCCUCUCCUACGAUCCCGAUGCUUGAGAAAGAGCAGAACGAUCACUGGUACGCCAUCGAGACUGACGUGGACCCUUCGGACAACCUGAAGGUCUUCAAUCCUCCUCACGUCAACUUCACCGUCACUGGCAGUUUCACGUUGGGGUCGUUGUACCUCUGCGAGUUCAGCUACACGCUCACCAACGGCAGCUCGAUGGCUCAGGCGUCGAUCGCGAGAGCAGACUCGUCAGAUCGGAUCAGGUGCCUCAGCCCUCCAUGGACUCUAGGGUAUCGAAACACCAUGCUCUCCGUCUCUAUCCUCAACCAGACCAACGGGGUCACGUUCAGAUUGUGGCAAAGGUUGUCACUUUCCUGGAGCUGUCGAACUCUCUUCAACGCCACUUUUAGCGCCAGACAGUUCGGAAUGCCGACAACCAACUUCACUUUCUUCCCUCCCCUGCCUGUGUACAGCCUCAACCAUUCUAGCCGGUUUGAGUACCGAGAGUUGCUGGACGCCAUUAGCUUCAGUGCUGAGAGCCAUUUUGAGUUCUUAUAUGGCGUAAGGAAAAUCACUCGGGCCACCCUUGGGAAUCAGAGUUACCUGUUGGUCGCGAGAGAUUGGAAUGGCCUCUCCUCCACUGCUAGCUCUGCUGUGUUCUCCGUCACCUAUGAGGAGCCCAGGUUCAGACUGCAGCUUGUGCAGGAGAUUCAUAUCCAAGGGGCUCAGAUGCUGGAAUUUGCCACCUUCACUAGUCCUUCUAACGCGACUAUAGGAGUGCUGAUCGCCGUGAAUCUGCUCGGAAAGACUCUCGUGUACAAGGCAGAUAGCGAGGACUCUCUGCAUGUCAACGAGACGAACUUCUUGGAGCUCCACGGGCCCGGAGCUGCUGCUGUCGACGUCUUCACUUGGGGGGGACGAGACUACCUCGCCGUAGCUGACAAGACAAACGGUGACGCUUCUGGGGUUCACACUUUCGGCUUUCCUAUCAACGCAACUCACAGCGUGUUCGACCAACAGAGUUCGGACUUGGCCGCGCACGUGACAGCUCUCCCUGACGGCAGCUUGUCCGCCUCGGCGCUGCAGCCCCUGCCGGUGCGAGGAGGAGCAGACCUUGUGUCGCAUAUGAAGUCCGGGGGGUCCAUGAUCCUUAUCUUCGGGUCGCUGUCAAGCGACACGGUGACGGUCGUCGAUCUCGAGCAUCCGCUCGAGCAGCUGCAGACGCUCAUCGGUCUCGGCCUGAUCUCCUUCCAAGUGUUCCAGCAGGGCAACGACAAGUACCUCCUGGUCUUCGCUCGGGAGAGAAGUUAUUUGUACAGGUGGAACGGAUUCUUCUUCGAGCAUGAGCUAUCGGAGAGUACAAAACCAAAGGACGUGGCGGUAGGGCAGGAGAUCGACGGGCUCCGACCCCUGUCGACAACUCUCUACAUACAGCAUGCUUACUACAUCGUCUCCUAUGGCUACCUCAACUCCUCACUUUCCAUCGGUCUGUACAAAGGUGUCUCAGACUUUGUGGAGAAGAUGGAAGGGCCAUUUGCUGUCAAGGUGAGACCGGGCCCGGGCCGCAGCAUCGUCGUCCUCUCACGGUAUUCCAACUCCCUGGCUGUCUUUGACCACGUCCUUUCCUCUGCCAGUCUUGUCUACCUUGGCGGCCACUCCUUCGACAAUCAGAUCGUCGAUUUCGCCUUCAGCCCCGAUGGAGAUUUCCUCUACGCGAUCUCUCACAUGCCGGGAGCCCUUCAUGUGUUCGCCGUCAACGGCUCCACGAGGCUCGUCCUGCUGCAAUCUCUGCAUGCGUACGACGUGAGCAAGGGCAUGGGACCUCGUGCGUACGGGCUGGGAGGAGCCGUUAGUGUGGACGCGUCGGAGAACUUUGUCGCAGUGGGAGGGUCCGUAGACGACGCGCUAGUCCUGCUGGCUCGCUUCAGCAAUGGGACGGUCGAGGUGAUCGACUUUGCUCUCUCAGGCUUCAACGAUAUUCCAAGCUUCCAUCGCCUCAACGCUCAUCCCAAGGAGCUUCUCUCUCGUACCCCCGGCCUCUCCAGCUCCCCGGGUGCUGACUUCGCCCUCCUCUCCGACGGCAUCUACAGAUCCUCCGCCUCCUCGCUCGUCUCUGCCUCUGACCUGUGCGUCUUCUCGUCGAUGACGAGAACGCAUCUGCUCGUCGCCGUUACUGAGAUCGGACACAAGUCGCAGUUCGGGGGGGUCGCCGCCUACGUCUGGUUGUCCGACAAGAGUGAGUUCGUGUUGGACCAGUGGCUGGAACAUCCUCUCCCUUCCGAUCCAUCACGACAGGUCAGAGACUACGGAGCGACGUCGGUGACGCACUUCGAGGUGCUACAAGACAACUCGCUCAGGCACUACAUCGCUGUAGGAAGCAGCUUCUGCGAUGACGUCGACCGUCUGUGUACGUCCCUCUACGUGUAUGACGAGGCGAGCAGAAACUUCUCCUUCUUUGGCUCACUCCCGCAAGUUUCUGAGUACCCGGACACGCACGUGUCAAAGGUCGAGGCCUUCUUUCAUGCCGGCGCCGUCUAUGUCUUCGUGGCGGUCUACUGGCAGCCUCGCCCAGCACGAGUCGAUCACUUUGCCACCCAGUCGGUGCUGUACCGGUUCUCCCCCGGCUACAAGCUGACUCCCCUAGCCCGAGACUUGGAAUUUCAGAGGGUCCACACCUUCAAGACCUUCGGAGCCUCCGACUUCUCAGUCUGGCGUCUGACAGCGUCGCAAGAGCUCCUCCUCCUCGUCGCCAACUUCUUCGGCCCAGAUGGAGUUCCGGAUGGUACGGUAGAGAUUUACACGUUCGAUCCGUCAAGGGUGGAGGCUGUCCGACAUGUCCAGACCAUCCCCGCGCAAGGAGUCGUCGACCUCGAGCUCUUCCACGUCCCCGACGUCGGGGACUUGCUCGCCGUCUCGAGCAGACAGGUGAGGGAAGCGCUCGUGCGAGGUGACCUGGAAGCGUUCGAUGCGAUGUCGGUCGUCUACCAGUGGGACCCUGAGCUUGUGAGCGAGUCCUCCUUGGGGAUGUGGAAGAAGUUCCAGGCCAUCGGCGAGGAGCUCUGGACGGUCCCGCAGGCCAACAGCUCGCAAGAAGCGCAGGAUUUGUUCUGUAACGGCAGGUGCGAGGUGCAUGGAGGCGUCAGGUCCCUCCUGCGGUUGCGAGGAGUGACAGCGAUGAGAGCGUUCUCGGUGGAGGAAGAGAUCUACCUCGCCGUGUCCCAGUCCAUCUGCGAUCGGUUCCAACCCGCUCAAGACUGCCUGCUAGAAGGGCCUCAGCCCAGAUCCGGCAUCUUCCAGUUCAACAAGCAGACAGGCCGGUUCGAGGAGAUCAGCUCUUCUCCUACCUCCGGGUUCCUGCAGAGCGACUACGGGAGCGUGGGGACCCGAACGAGUCGCGAGCAAGCGGAGGGAAAGAGCAUCGAUCGCAACGCGACUGAGCAAGCCCUUCGGAUGAACCUGGGGCGGGCGAGGAAGAUGGAGUACGAGGUGAUAGGAGGGAGAGGAUACCUCGUCACCUGCAGCGCUUCGAAUGGGGUGGAGCUCUACGAAUGGCGUUUCAGCUCUCACAGGAUUGCCAACGCAAACUCAGUUCUCUUGUCGGAGAGCUCGGCAGCUUCAGCGCUUGUGUUUGUUUCGUCCCUCUAUGAGGCGGCAGUCAAGACGUACGAGCUUGUCUCCAACUACCACGACGAUGUCGGGCUGGUUCCCUCCGCCUUCGGGUCGAGGCGACUCGUCGAGCUGGCCUCCAGCAGUUUCAUGGCCAACGAUGUGAACAUCCUCACGAGACCAGUUACAUGGUGCAGGAUGAAAUCUGUCGUUGACGGCGACAGGCUCCUGGUAGAGCUCCGCCACUUCAUGCCCAACAGAGAGUACCCCUGCGCUGCCUUCGAUCCCCUCCCUCCACCGCUGGGGCCGACAGAUGCCGUGCAAAGGAAUGCAGCAGCCUGCCAGCGUCUCUCGUUCAAGGUCGAGGUGGUGGGCGCGGGUCAGUCCCUCUUCGCUUCCUCCCCGCUGGUCAACGAGACCGACGGCAGCCUCCGCCUUGCCCUGGCGCCUUUCCAGCACGGAGUCGCGUCCUUCCAGGUCAACAUCCAAGACUCGGGGCUGACCAACUCCGUCGGAGCCCUGCGGCUCAUCACCAUCAACGUCGUUCCCAUCCCCCGCCCGACCUUCCUCGUGCCCGACCCCAACGUUCAAGUCUCCGCCGCCCCCGGCCUCCUCCUCGUCCCCUUCGCCUCUCAACUCCGAUUCCUCAACGGCAGCGGCCAGGGAGCCUACUGGGCGUUCACGAGCGACGCGGAUCAGACCUUCGUAUCCUCGGUGCGGCUGGAGGUGAAUGGGAGCGAAGGAGUAGCCCACCUGAACUUCACGAGCCUCUCCAUCUGGAAGGGAGUCGUCACGGUUCAGCUCAGUGGUCUCCGACUCGUCUCCAACCUCUCCCUCGGAGCCUUCCAGUCUCCGGCCACCUCCUUCUUCAUCAACCUCAUCAGCUCGAACGAGCAUUUCUGUAGCUCGCUGCCAGCUCUCGAGCUGCAGGAGGGGCAGGGGCUGGCAGAGGAAGCCUUCUGCCUCAGCCCUGGGGAUCGCGACCUCCAGUUCCAGCUGACGUCCUGCUCGCCCCCGCCUCACUCAGCCUACAACAUCUGCUCCCUGAUCUCCGUCACCCCCAGCGGCGUCGUGCAGGUGGGACCAACGGCCGACCUCGUUCCCCUGACCCUGACGCUCUACAAGGUCAACGCCUCUUCCUUCCUCAACGGAGCAGCUAGUGUGAGGGUAGAGGUCCUCAACUCCUCCAUCGCAGGCUCUCAGCGGAUCCCCCGCUCUCGUGACGUCAUCAUCCACCCCGUCAGCACCGCCCCGAAGGUUGACGUCAGACAGAGAGUCUUGAACCUGAUCGCCGAGACUGAGAUGACCGUAUAUUCCAUGACCGGAGUGUUCGAAGUCCAAGUGCCGCCCGACGAGCGCGAUAAGGUCUUCGUCUUCCACGUCGUGUCGUCGUCCUUCGCUCCCGCGCAGAUUCACAUGACGGCUGACGGCAACGUCUCUUUCCUCGCCACCUUCGCCGGGUGCGGCAGGGAGACCAUCACGUUCGUAGUCAGGGAGGCAAACUCGACGGUGAACGAGACCUCUUCACCUCCCGUCACCCUCACCUUCAACAUUCACGCGUCCCUCUCCCUCAUCCGGUUCGCCGUGAAGCCGCAAGUCGCUGUGAUCGCGGAGGCGGCGGUGAACGUGAGCCUGGUGGAAAAGCUCUACGACUCGACCUACUGCGGGGACCUCAACUGGAAGUUCGCCGUGCAGUUCUCAACAGCCAACUACGGCCUACUCGAUGGCGACCCGACGGUCGAUGAAUGGGGGAACCUGCUUCUCAAGGUCCUGCCCGGCCAGUUCGGCUUGCUGGCAGUCAACGUCAGCGCCAUGAUCUCCUUCCCGGACUUCUCACCUCAGAACUUCUACCAGCUGGGGGUGACAGGGAGCUCAAGCGUUUAUCUCCUCCCUCCUCCCCGCGUGUCCUCCAUCUCCCCCGCGUUCGGGCCGAGGAGCGGGGGGACGUGGAUCACCAUCAGCGGGCAGAGCUUCAGGGUGCCGAGCUACGAGGAGAAGCUGAGCGUGCUGGUCGGGGGCGCCGACUGCCCCGUCCUCUCCUGGUCCGUCAACCGCAUCGUGUGCAUCACCCCCCCAGGAGCAGACGAGCAGCAAGUGGACCUGCUGCUCGUCAGCCAGCUGGGGGAGUUCACAAGGAGGACGGAAGGAGGAGCGAGCUUCUUCUUCCUCGACGUCUUCAUGGCCUACAGCCUGCCGCAGUCCGACCAGAGCUCCCUCCUCGCCUUCUCUCAGGGUCGUCGCCUCCUCGCCUUCGGCAACUUCUCGUUGCCGGGCAGGAUCAACGCGGUCCAGCUGUUCGGGCAGCAGCUGUUUGUGGGAGGAACGUUCAGAAACGUCGCGGCACGAGACGGGACGGCCAACCAUCUCGUCAUGUGGGACGGCAACGCGCUGAGUCACUUGGGCUUGGGACUUGACGGAGCGAUCUCAACCAUGAGCGUUGUGAACUCCUUCCUGGUUGUCGGCGGCACUUUCUCGACAGUCUACACGGUUGAAGGUCGAGCAUGGAGAUGCGGAGGACUCGCCCAAUGGGACGGAGCCACCUGGUCUUGCGUGGGAGGCGCGACGGUUGAUGGCCAUGUGGCAGUGGCGUACACGAGCGAGAACGUCCUCUAUGUCGGUGGUCCUUUCGGAGCGCUCGGAGCAGGGAGCUCAUGCGGAGGCCUCGCCAUGUUCAACGGCAGCUGGGCGUGUCCUUGGGGACGAGUGAGGAUGGGAGAAGUGAACGUGAUUGCGCGAUGGCGGGACAGUCUGGUGGUGGGAGGAUCGUUCAGAGGCAUCGGAGGGUCCGACGUGUCCAGGAUCGCAAGAUGGCUGGGAGGGAAGUGGCUGCCCAUGGGUGACAUACAAGGCAACGUGUAUGCGCUGGCAGCCGGCAAGUCUUUCUUGUACGUGGGAGGAAAGUUCUCGACUACAGAUGGAAGGGUGGAGAACUUCGGCAUCUUCACCUCAGGGCUGCUCAAACCUGCGCCGGUGGUGGGGAUGCUGGGAGCAGCUGUCUUCACGUUCACCUACUCCUCCUCCUGCCUCCUCCUCGGCGGAGCCUUCGAGCAGCAUGCUGCUGCCUUGUGCGAACAAGGCGACAACUUCGAGUGGAACUACACGCUAGGGGUGGGGGGACCAGCGUCAGCCUCCUGCUCCUUGUGA